Molecule: messenger RNA, 1154 nt
Organism: Mangifera indica (mango)
Lineage: Eukaryota; Viridiplantae; Streptophyta; Magnoliopsida; Sapindales; Anacardiaceae
Product: protein MIS12 homolog
Exons: 3
Coding region: 217-717 (166 amino acids)
Biological process (GO): protein localization to kinetochore; mitotic sister chromatid segregation; kinetochore assembly
Cellular component (GO): nucleus; chromosome, centromeric region
Source: RefSeq, a predicted model, not a curated record
AAAAGUAAUCUUAUUUUCAUUAUGUUCUUUAUUAAUAAAGGAGCAUUCCUCUCUUCAAAUGUUCAAUUCGUCUCAAGCCCGUCUUUUUCACUUUCAGAGUUUUUGGCGGGAAAAUCACGUUUGUAAAACUGAAUCCCUAAAAUGAUAAUUCGAAUCGAACUCUUUUUUUAUAAGUAGAAAUUAGAAACAAUCAAGUUAGUGUUCUGAGUAGUGAGAAUGGAGGUUAGUGAAAGCGAGGCCGUGUUUAAUUCUCUGAAUCUGAACCCACAAAUUUUUAUCAACGAAGCCCUAAACGCCGUCGACGAUUUGGUUGAUGAUGCUUUCGAGUUCCACCUCCAACAAGAUUCAACCCUUUUGAAAACAAAGGGCACGGAUAGGUCUCAGGAUCUAAGCAAGGUUAGAUACAGUGCUCAGUUUUUUUGGAUAACCCCUUAUUUAUUUAUUUAUUUUUUAAAUUUCAUUCAGUAUUUAGAUUUCUUGAAAAUGAUUGUUUGGUUGCAUGCUGACUAUUCAGGGCUUUGUGGUCCUUUCAUAAUACUUUUAGGGUGUGGCUUACAUUUGCAGUAUGAUUCAAUCAGCCUUGGAUGCUUAGAUAUGUGGGAGAAGUAUUGCCUUCAUCACUGUUUUGCUGUUCCAGAAGGAUUUUCUUUACCCAAAACCGUGAGUUUUAUUAAUAGGAUCUGGUUAGUCAUUGGCAUAUUGCAGAUAAAGUCUUAGCUAAUGUCAUGCUUGCAUAAUAUUAUUGACUGCAAAGUUCAUUUAAUAAGUUUUUUCUCUAGGGCCUGUAAACAACAAUGAAAUUCACAAACCUUGAUGAUAUAUAUAAUGAAUCAGCAAAUGGUUGAACUUCACUGAUCGCAGUGGUGCCAUACUGUGCCUCAAAACUUAUUGUAACCAAGACAUUACCAAAUCCAUUAAUUCUUUGCCCUAUCGGUAGAGGUGAUUGUCCUCCCAUUAUCGCUGCAUCCCAAAAGUCAUUUCCUAUUAUACUUCUCUUGAUGUUAUUUGGCUUUGGCUGGAAGUUUAUGCAUAUGAAAGUAGUGGCUCUUUGACCUGUGAGAAAAUAUUUUAUUGUCCUAUUGCCACUGAGCUCUGAGACAAGAAGGAAUGAGCAGUCUCUGCUAAUUGCAACCCCUGCUGGUCCUCUAAGAUUC